AUGCCUCCUUCUCAGUCAAUGAUACGAGCGCUACCUUCUGAUGUGAUUGCAAAGGUCAAAUCAUCCACAUCUAUUGUGCAUCUGACUGGUGUCAUUCUGGAGCUAGUCAAGAAUUCUUUGGAUGCUAAUGCACGUACCGUCUUCGUCACUGUCGAUUUUAAACGUGGUGGCUGUAUUGUUGAAGAUGAUGGCAAUGGAAUUCCUCCAGCCGAGUUCGAAGAUACAGGAGGUCUAGGCAAGCCUCACCAUACAUCCAAAUUCAACCUGAGUGGCUUGUAUGGCCAUCGGGGCUUGUUUUUGGCUUCCCUGGCCUCAUUGUCUCUACUCACUGUAACUUCUCGUCACAUUGGCCAUGGAUGCACAAACUCGAUCAUACUUCAUCAUUCGACGCCUGUGGCUCGGCUAACCCCUGCACCUUCACAUCAUGCGCUUCGCUCUGUCGACCAUGGCACAUCUGUGACUGUCAACGACCUUUUUGGAAAUAUGCCAGUUCGCGUCAAGAGUCGAGCUCUCACUCUUCAGCGACCGGACGAGCUAGAACGAGAGUGGGACCAUCUCAGGAACUCAUUGGUGUCUCUCCUUCUAGCCAAUCAUCAGUUCUCAAAAUUAGUCUUGAUCGAUGUGGAAAGAAAUAAACGGAUGUCCGUUCGUCUUGGAAAUCCCUCGGUGCCCGAAGCACGCAUUUCUCAUGAUCAGAGGGAUUUAGAUCUUAAACGUAUCGGGAUUGUUCUCACACAAUCUGGGCUGAUCACACCACAAAACUUCGAUUCCUGGCAUGAGAUCUCAGCAUCAGUUUCUGAUCUCAUGGUUCGGGGAGCUAUAUCUCUCCAGCCCAGCCCAAGUCGGAAGUGUCAGUUCAUCUCUUUGGGAAAAGAACCCCUGCUAUCGCGCAAUAGCUCGAACGUGCUUUAUAACGAAGUGAACCGGCUAUUUUCUUCGUCAGAUUUCAGUAAUGUCGGAGCCAUGUCUAACAGAAGCUCUGUUCCACAUCUUACAUCUUCGGUGAAUCAGCUUGAUGCCCCAAGUAACGCAAGCACUCGAAGCUGGGCAAAGCCUGUCAAUAAGUGGCCAAUGUUCUACAUUCGCAUUGACACAAACGCUGUCAUACGGUUGGAUGAUGAUGAUGCAUCUGAGCAUCUUCCAGAAUCGUCCAAAUCAGUUCAACGUAUAGUUGAUGUGCUUGGGGCCAUGGUCCAUGAGUUUUUGAAGCAACACGAUCUCCGCCCUCGUAAUGGCAGAAAGCAGACUAUGUCAUCAGACCAAAACCAGAGUAUCUGUUCCAAAGCCUCCCAACCAGCUGGCGGUUCUACUGCCCCCCCUACGACAUGCGGUCACUUGAAAAUUCCCUCAUUUCCAAGAGCCCAGUCUCUGAACUCUGGUCAAUCCUUCAACAACUGGUCCAGAGUGAAAACCGCUAAGGACCUCAAAAGACGUUCUCCAGCCCAACGAACGUCUCGGCUUUCUCAUGCGACUCCUGAUAUAAUUCAGGGCAAUAGCUCCUUGCCGAUUCUCUCUAAACAUAAGCCAAACCUUCGAGACGAUGGCCAGGAGUGCACCAUCCUUCCAAAGCCCCCGGGUGAAAGGGUGUGUAGUGAGGACAAGCAGGAUCCGCCUGGAGACUCACCGUCAGACAAGAUGAUCACCUGGAUCGAUCCACACACCAAGUUGGCCUAUAUAAUCAAUCCUCGAACGGGCCAAACAAUGAACUCCCGGAAGUCAUUAGCUACCCAGCGUUCCCCCACUGACUGCGUCGAACCCUCGUCCAAGAAGCCCGUGCAAACGUUUUGGAUAGAUAACAUGUUGGGGGCAUGGGACAACCCUUCCUUCAGCCGAACAGAAAUGCCAAUACCAAAUCUAGGCGCAGAGGCCGCCGAUCAGCAGAAUACAGCUACUUCUUCACACGACUGCUUCAAAGGCAUUGGAUCGCUUGGUACAGCGCAAGUUGCCAAAUAUCGAGGAAAACUCCAACGUCGUGCGCUCGAGACUGCCGACGUGAUCGCCCAGGUGGACAGAAAGUUCAUCUUGGCUAAGGUCCGUACGGCCCCCGCCAUUCGCAAUUUGGAGGGGCCAUCAAACGAUGUUCUGCUUUUAAUCGAUCAGCACGCGGCCGAUGAGCGAUGUCGAAUUGAGCAGUUGUUCAGGGAAAUGUUUGUCUCUACUGGGCUUGGUGAGAAUUGGGAGUUGGGUGCUCGAGUGCGAACUGUCCAAGUUGGUUCUUUGGCAUUUGAGGUUUCAUCGACGGAGGGUGAUCUCUUCCAAAAGUAUACGAGUCUCUUCUCAACCUGGGGUAUUGAGUAUGUGACACAAGGCAAGACCAACUCUACUGCCUUGAUCACCGUCCAUACUCUUCCUGCCCUAAUAGCCGAACGCUGUAGGCUCGAGCCUCAUGUGUUGAUUGACUUGAUGAGGCGUGAGAUUUGGUCAAGUGAGGAAGAUGGAAAUAAGCCAUUCCAGUCGAAGAGAACAUUCGAACAGGAUAUCGAACUAUCAGACAGUGACGAUGUGGUACACCAGAGAUCCGCCUCGCGCUCAUGGGUUCAACGGAUGAAUGGGUGCCCUCAAGGCAUCGUGGACCUUCUCAACUCCCGCGCCUGUCGCACUGCGAUCAUGUUCAAUGACCCGUUGAACAUCGAAGAGUGCCAGGCGUUGGUCUCCAGCCUGGCCCGUUGUGCCUUCCCGUUUCAAUGCGCCCACGCCCGCCCUUCAAUGGUCCCUAUACUUGAUUUACGAUCCCUCCCUGAGACUGCUGUUGCAUUGCCGCUAGACUUGGAUACCAGUGCAUCCGCUUAUGAUGAUAAUCACGACAUGACUUUGGAUUUCGUGGAGGCGUUUAGAACACGUUAUGUAACAUAG
Molecule: messenger RNA, 2853 nt
Organism: Penicillium mononematosum
Lineage: Eukaryota; Fungi; Ascomycota; Eurotiomycetes; Eurotiales; Aspergillaceae
Product: putative DNA mismatch repair protein (Mlh3)
Exons: 3
Coding region: 1-2853 (950 amino acids)
Biological process (GO): mismatch repair
Cellular component (GO): mismatch repair complex
Molecular function (GO): ATP-dependent DNA damage sensor activity; ATP hydrolysis activity; ATP binding
Source: RefSeq, a predicted model, not a curated record